AGACCACAUCUCAACAGUCAUUCACACAGAGUGGAGAAAUAGAAGUUUUGAAGGAAGGGUUUUUGGAAAAAAACUAGUUUUGUAUAAACCUUUAUAAUCUACCUUUAGCUGUAUGGAUAUCUGUCUUUAAGGACUUUCCAGAUGUACAGAUUUUUUCUCAGAAUAACCUGUGACAAUGAGGAUUACUACUUGACUUCAAGAUCUGCAAUGACAAGCAAAUAAGAACAAAGGAAUACAUUUUCCUGUUUUGCCUUGGACUGGCAGCACCCCUAAGUGGACUACAUUUGAAACUACAGAUCCUGGGAUUAUAUUUAAACAGAAUAGGGCUAUGGCUGAAUCCAUGUAUUCCGACUUGAUAGCUAGACACUACAAUUAUACUGGGAAGUUUCGCAAAGUUGAACAGGAUUCUAGGCUCAAGGCAGAUUCAGUGAUUUUUAUAAUUGUAUGUUGCUUCAUAAUACUUGAGAAUGUUUUAGUCCUGCUCACAAUUUGGAGGACCAAGAAGUUCCACAAACCCAUGUAUUACUUCAUUGGAAACUUAGCCCUUUCAGACUUGUUGGCAGGGGUGGUAUACACUGCCAACAUCUUGUUGUCGGGAGCCAACACAUACAAACUGACCCCAACACAAUGGUUUUUCAGGGAGGGGAGCAUGUUUGUGGCUUUGGCUGCUUCAGUCUUCAGCCUACUGGCCAUCGCAAUAGAGCGACACCUCACAAUGCUUAAGAUGAAGCUCCACAACAAUGGCAAUACCUGGCGUGUCUUUAUGCUCAUUAGUACAGUGUGGAUGAUUGCUGCCAUCUUGGGUGGCCUACCAGUUAUGGGUUGGAACUGUAUUGAAAGCAUGCCGAAGUGUUCUACCGUUCUCCCACUCUACCACAAGACCUACAUCCUAUUCUGCACCACUGUCUUCAGCAUCAUCCUAAUGGCCAUUGUUGUUCUUUAUGCCCGCAUCUAUGCCCUGGUGCGUACACGCAGUCGCAAGCUGGUCUUCCGCAAAGUCUCUAACGGUCGUGGUGGUGGAGGUACCAGUAACAAAAGUUCUGAGAAGUCCAUGGCCCUCCUAAAGACUGUCAUCAUUGUCCUGAGUUGCUUCAUUGCCUGCUGGGCACCUCUCUUCAUCCUUCUGCUGCUUGAUGUGGCCUGUGAAAUCCGCAUGUGCUCUAUCCUUUAUAAGGCUGAGUGGUUCCUGGCUCUGGCUGUGCUCAACUCAGCCAUGAACCCGCUGAUCUACACACUCACUAGCAAUGAGAUGCGUUGUGCCUUCCUUAAGAUGCUCAUGUGCUGCAGUGUCUGCAUACGGCCUGCUGAAAAGUUCACCAGACCCAUCAUGAAUGCUGAGUUCAGCAGGAGCAAGUCGGAUAACUCAUCACACCCCAAUAAAGAUGAGCCAGAACACUUGCCAAGAGAGACCAUUGUAUCCUCUGGGAAUAUCUCCUCUUCAUCUUAAAAGGCCAUCCCGCAUUGCUGUGUAAUGUCAAAGCUUGGUGAAACUUUGGUUUAUACUGUAUAUUUUGCAUAGUAGUCUUGUGUGUACAUUUUGUUCAUACUACUGCAAGUGUGUAUGUGUGUGUUUGUGUUGUGUGUGUACUCUAGAUUUUUCAACCUCUCACAGAGGUCUUUGAGGCCUGGGAACAAAUUGAUGCCUCCCAGAAAAGGGGGGAUGCAUCUUGCACCCAGUAACUCAUGUUGAAUCACAGGGAAAGAACUGGGAAAGAUUUUUUGAUAUUGGUAGGUUUUUAAUACUGAACUAUUUUAUCACACAUGUUACAUACAUGUCUUAAGACCACACUGUCUGUAAACAAUUCUACAAACCUGACUUAUGUAUUACUUCAAAUAUGCCAAUAUAUAUUUCUAUGUCUACAGAUUCUGAGUCCUGUGGACUUAGUACAGCAUUAAAAGUGCUCUUAAAGAACCAUCA
Messenger RNA from Osmerus eperlanus (European smelt), 1918 nucleotides. It is a transcript of the gene s1pr1, whose product is annotated as sphingosine-1-phosphate receptor 1. Gene Ontology annotation, molecular function: sphingosine-1-phosphate receptor activity. The coding region runs from base 329 to 1447 and encodes 372 amino acids. NCBI's taxonomy places the organism in Eukaryota, Metazoa, Chordata, Actinopteri, Osmeriformes, Osmeridae. Gene Ontology annotation, biological process: adenylate cyclase-activating G protein-coupled receptor signaling pathway; angiogenesis; regulation of metabolic process. Gene Ontology annotation, cellular component: plasma membrane; cytoplasm. The record is from RefSeq and is a predicted model, not a curated record. The transcript is spliced from 2 exons.